Paramecium octaurelia is the source of this 1394-nucleotide messenger RNA. NCBI's taxonomy places the organism in Eukaryota, Ciliophora, Oligohymenophorea, Peniculida, Parameciidae. The record is from the annotation of a GenBank genome assembly.
UGAACUCUGGGUUGAACAAUUAAAAUUCUUUGUUGCAGCAACUUAUCCCAUCUUAACUCGAGGAUUAUUAAAAUCAGCUUAGGUAUGAUUCCAAAUCCACUUUCACCUUAUCAUAUUACCAUAUUAGAUCUAAACAAUAUUUCGGCAAUUAAUUACCUUAUUUAGAUAAUAGCAAUUUUUGAGUACACUCCUUAAUAUGAAACCACUGUUAUUUCCACACUUAUACCAAUAAGUUCCAGAGAAUGCCAAUAGAACCCUUUAACCACAAGAUCUGUUUAAUGGCAAUUUUGGUAAGAUAUCAUCAAGUUCGCAAACCACUAUCAUCUAAUGACCUUAUAGUUUUAAAUUUACUAUGUUCUAUUAUAGGUUUUGGGGGUGCAUUAAAUGCAUUAGAUUAUACGAAGCUUUUAUAGAAAAGCCUUUAGAUGACUAAUCCAUCUUCUUUGAAUCCGUUCAUGUCUAAUCAAUUGAUCUGCUAGAUGGGUUUAGGGAAUUAAAAGAAAACUAAUACUUUUAAUAAUCCCAUUACUGUUGAGGACGAUGAACCAUAGUAAUUUUAGAAAUGUCACAAUUAAAAAUGCAAUAAUAAGGGUGAUCGAAAAGCCAAAUCAAGAAAAGGAGAGGCUCUCUAAUUUUGUGAGAAAUGUUUGAGAUUAUACAAUCGUGGAAAUUAUUGCGAUUUUUGUGAAUAGGUAUUAAGAAUUAUUAUAAAUUCCAACAGGUAUAUUCAAAUGGUACUAAUGACUAAGAUGAAUAGGAGUGGAUCUAAUGCGAUGCUUGUGAAAAAUGGGUAAGCUAUUGAAUUAUUUGAAAGAAUCAUUUAAAUUGUGAAGCUAAAUUUAGGAAUCAAAACAUCAAAGAAGAAACUGAAAAUAAAGUAUAUCAUUGUUUGAAUUGUUCUAAAACCAUUAAGAAACAAUAGCAAAAUUCUCAAACCUAAAAGAAAUAAGAGAAGUCCACAGAAGAAUACCAACCAAAAUAAAGACAAGUUGUUGAAUGCGAUGAUAAUAGAAUGAGAGAAAAAAAUAUUAACUUCGUUGCCACAAGAGAUAAUAAAAUUGUAUUUAGUAAAUUUCUAAAUUUUAUGAAAUUUAUCAGCUUUUAGAUUUAAUCUUUAUGAGGAUGAAAUUAAGCAAGACUUAGAUAGUCUACGGAAUGCAGGCAAGAAAAUGGUUAAGAAAUAGAAUUUAGUGGAUUCUCCCAUCAUGAAAAUAAAUUCUACACCUUAAUAAUAAUAAUAGUAAUAAUAAUAACAGUAAUAAUAAUAAUAACAAGAGGAAAAGGUAAUUCUUAUUUCUUAAAAUUAGAAUUCUGAAUUUCAGGUGAAUAGCAGACUUAGAACAAGACCUAAUAAUAAGAAUAAAGUAAACUAUAGAUAUUUAGGGGGUGAAUGA